CGCGUGCCCUGGCGUCAGUCGGAGCAGACCUCGCGCAUUCGUGCAGCCAGCCUCGGCUUCGGUUAGAGUGUGUUGUAGGGUGAGCCAGGAUGGUGGACCAGCCUCUGUGGGAGCAGAUAGGAUCCAGCUUUGUGCAGCACUACUACCAGUUGUUUGAUUCAGACAGAACUCAGCUUGGAUCCAUAUACACAGAUACAUCAUGCCUUACUUGGGAAGGACAGCAGUUCCAGGGAAAAAAUGACAUUGUUGAGAAGCUCACUAGUCUCCCCUUCUCUAAAAUAGCGCAUAGUAUAACUGCGCAGGACCACCAACCAACCCCAGACUGCUGCAUACUGAGUAUGGUUGUAGGACAGCUAAAGGCAGAUAACGACCCCAUCAUGGGUUUCCACCAGAGCUUCAUCCUGAAGAACGUCAACGACUCGUGGGUGUGCACCAAUGACAUGUUCAGGCUGGCCAUUCACAACUUUGGCUAACCCCCCCCCGCCCCCCGUUUGGUGGGCAGGGGCGGCCGUAGUAAAGGGCACCACGCCAUGAAAUACGGAAGGAACGGGAGGGGGGAGUUGAGGACGGGGGGAGGAGAGGAGGCGCCACUCCCCCCUCCCUCCCUCCCGCCGUCUCAUUUAACGCCCGUUCGACGAGCAGAUACCGGAUUCUAGAUGUCAAUCACUGAACCUCCUCCAGGUGGGUUCUUUCCAGAGCGCCCCGGCCUGUAGAAGUGCCACGUGAGCCAGCCGACCAAUCAGAAGCCCCUGUCUGCCGCCGCUGCGCUGCAUGAAGCUGGAGCCCCUCAUUACAGUACGUACACUCAAGAAAGACAAACAGCUGACCGACCACCGCCGCUCCAGCCGCGUUCACCACACCCUCUGUACUCCGUUCUGACCCGUUUGUCCGACCGUCGACCGCACCGCUGUUGGCGCCGCCUCGUAGAUCCACGUUCGGGCGGGGCGGGCCCGUUGGGCUCCGCCCCUUCGUGCUGUCAUUUGUUUUUAGAUGCCGUUCCAGUGUCGGCUUUAGCUCCGCCUUCGCGUCCAGCUCCGUUGAGUCUUUUGCACCUGCUGAACUUCACCGUGGUUCAUCCACUCGUGUCGGGUUUCGCUUUCAUCACAAACCACAGAAUCAUGGAGGACGAACUUCCACCUUCUGUGUGAAAGGCUGAUCCUUCACAUUCACUCUCUCUCUUUUUUUCUCUCUCAUUCUUUCUGUCUCUUUCUCUUUUGUCUCACGCGUCGGGCAGAUAACAACAUGGACUACAGCCACGAUUCACAAUAAACCUGGACUUUUUUCUUAA
This is a messenger RNA of Sphaeramia orbicularis (orbiculate cardinalfish), 1288 nucleotides long. RefSeq names its product nuclear transport factor 2. The transcript has 5 exons. Bases 90 to 473 code for a protein of 127 amino acids. The record is from RefSeq and is a predicted model, not a curated record. Gene Ontology annotation, biological process: nucleocytoplasmic transport. NCBI's taxonomy places the organism in Eukaryota, Metazoa, Chordata, Actinopteri, Kurtiformes, Apogonidae.